This is a messenger RNA of Gamsiella multidivaricata, 1448 nucleotides long. RefSeq lists its product as uncharacterized. The coding region runs from base 135 to 1283 and encodes 382 amino acids. The transcript has a single exon. NCBI's taxonomy places the organism in Eukaryota, Fungi, Mortierellomycota, Mortierellomycetes, Mortierellales, Mortierellaceae. The record is from RefSeq and is a predicted model, not a curated record.
CUGGCGAUGGACAUAAAACCGUUGACGAAAAAAUUAAUUCAAACCGGCUCUUGAAAUCCCCUCUGUCCACGCAUCUUUCAUAACCUCCCUCAGCUCGCGCUCCACCCUCUCGAUACAAAGAGAGGAACCACCACAUGUACACAACUUCACAGGCACACGAACAGCACGAGCAGCUGCACCAGCAACACAAGCAGCAGUGGGGUCAACACCUGCACAGCCAACACCAAUCCUGGCUUGAGCAGGAGGCCGAGCAACAGCACCAACACCAGCCCCAAAUGGAUCAUUCUGGUCGGCGGAAACGAUCCUUCCACUUUGAGCCCGAGUUCAUUGCAGCACUAGACGCCUCACUGGAGGAGCCAGCUUCCCCUUUUGCCAGACCACGACCCGGCAAAAAACCCAGACGAUCAACAGCCGCUCCUACCCUCUCGAGCACCAACAACAGCAUCAAUACUGAAUCGAGACUGGCACUGCCCCCAAAGCAGAAAUCCACAAUUGGUUUCGUCCCACAACAGAUAUCCGAUGGCCCCAGUAUCAUUGAUUUAUCGUCAGGCGAAGAACUGGUGGCCCUGAACCUCGGAGAGAACGAACACAAGCGGCGGCGUCCAAAAGCGACUGAAAAUGGCUCAUCGACGGAAUCGUUACGAGAGGUCUAUGAUGUCAUGGAGGAUGGAUCGCUACGACCAGUCAUGGAUCAUGCACCAGCAUUGCCCUCCCCUGCGAAGCGUUUGCGCACAGAUACCCAUCAAAAGAACGACAUCGGUCACAGCAGCAGCGAGAACAGGAACAGCAUACGCCGUACUGGAUCCACGGUUUCUAACCUACAUCUGAACGGCCACGAGUUUAAGAAGGAAAAGUCCAAGGACAAGUAUCGGGAUGAUCAGUGGCAGAUGGGUCAAGAUACCUGGAUGGCCGAGGAUGAAGGUUCGAUCAAGAUGAGUCCAAAGAUGCCUCGAGCUGAGCUCGGCGCUUUGAUCCGAUACGAGGGUCCUAAAUCCAUGACGCUUGCAGAUGGAGUCGACGCAUUGCUUAGACAGCGGUGGAUGGAACCGCACACAAAUGCGCCAACCUUGCAUAAUACGCAGGGCAACGAGCUGGUGCUGUAUCGUCGUCCACCACCAACACUCUUGAGUUCGCAGGAGGAGGAUGAUUCGCAGAUAUCGUCGGCGCGUAUUGAGGAGCUGGAUGACAGUGACGAACCAUAUGUUUCACAAAGUUGGGCGGACAAGGAUGAUUCGCGGCUAGAUGAACUAGAAGAGGGGAUCAUGGAUAUGGACCUGGACUAGGUUCAAGACGGCCGAACUCAUGCUUCCAACGGUACACCCCUGCACUCUCUCCAUUUCUACACUUCACAAUCGCUGGUCAUUGCGGUUCCACGUUAUCUUGUACAUAGUUUUCUUUUCAUUCACCUGCAUGCCAAAAUAAAUUCCAACAAAGAUCAGUUCAUUGAC